Aplysia californica (California sea hare) is the source of this 952-nucleotide messenger RNA. RefSeq names its product ADP-ribose pyrophosphatase, mitochondrial. Lineage: Eukaryota; Metazoa; Mollusca; Gastropoda; Aplysiida; Aplysiidae. The coding region runs from base 71 to 868 and encodes 265 amino acids. The record is from RefSeq and is a predicted model, not a curated record. Gene Ontology annotation, molecular function: ADP-ribose diphosphatase activity. The transcript is spliced from 7 exons.
AUCAUCCCCACCAGAAGACACAGAAACAGAGGACCAGUGCCGCUUUAUCAAGCUCAACCUUCAGUCCCGAAUGUCGCCCUACUUCCUCUCCGAUGUGGACAGAUUCCCCGUGCCUGACAACAUGGUCGCCUGGGACAUCAGUUUUGAUGACUACUGCCCCCCGUCGUUCACAGCGCCGGAAAUUCUGGAGAAUGGCGGAGAGAUCGAUCUGGAAAAUAUACCAGAGGAGGAGAGGGAAGGGAAGAUUUCCUUCAACAGCGAUGACAGAAGUAGUCUAAUGGACACGCCCUACGUCAUUGACGCCGGCCUUCCUCGCAAUCCAAUUGGUCGAACUGGUCUAAAGGGGCGGGGCAAACUUCCCCGAUGGGGACCCAACAGAACGUGGGAUCCUGUCAUUACGAGAUGGAAGAAGGAUCCAGCCACUGACUCCCGAGUGAAGGGAACAGACGGGAGGGACGUGCUCGAAUUCCUGGCUGUUCUCCGAACCGACACCAAGCAAUGGUCCUUUCCAGGGGGCAUGCGUCGCGACGACAAGAACCAUUUUGCCGCGCUCAAGGUCAACUUCAAGGCCAAAGGGCUGAGUCAAGAAAAAUCCACUGAGAAAGUCAAGCAAAAGCUAGAACCACUUAAAAAAGAGGUGUACAGUGGGUACACAGACGUGCCUCUCAACACGGACAACGCUUGGAUGGAGACGACUGUGGCGAACUUCCAUGCCGAGGACGACGUCAUCUUUCGUGACAUCAACAUUCUGGCCGGCCACGACUCAAACUAUGUGAAGUGGCAGACUGUGUCCACUGAUCUGCCCUUGUGGGGGUCUCAGACCUACUUCCUCAAACUGGUGGCAGAGCUCCACGACGCUUCUAUCUGAGUUUCGCCCGGCAGACUGGCUAAACCAACGCUUACAUCUGUGUUCGCCCGGCAGACUGGCUAAACCAACGCUUACAUCUGUGUU